Messenger RNA from Trichobilharzia regenti, 895 nucleotides. The record is from the annotation of a GenBank genome assembly. NCBI's taxonomy places the organism in Eukaryota, Metazoa, Platyhelminthes, Trematoda, Strigeidida, Schistosomatidae.
AUGUUCAAAUUAUCUACAUAUUUGGCAAUUAUGCUACUUGUACAUUCUACCUUGAUCAAAGGAACUGAAUCUGUUAAAUGUUACAAGUGUGAUAACUGUGCGAUUGUAAAUCCUAGUACACCAACAGCUACAGAUUGUGGAAUAUGCAUGACACAAUUUCAAAAAUCGGGUGUAGUCAACAGGUUUUGUGCACGUGACAAUAAGGAAUUGCCUCCCGGUGCUCAACCAUCAGAUGUUAUCAGAUUUUGUAGCAAUGAUUUGUGUAACAGUUUACAAAAGCCGAACAAGAACUCUCAAGAUGGUAAUACAAAGUGUUAUAAAUGCGAUAAUUGUCGCACUGUGGGAAGUGAUACAACCGUAGCUUCGAAUUGUGGCGCCUGUUUAACACAAUUCCAGAAAUCUGGAGUGAUCAAUCGAUACUGUGUACGUGAUUCCAGGGAAUUGCCUGCAAAUCACCAAAGAUCAGAUACACUUGUCUACUGUCAUUCAGAUACAUGUAAUAGUCUUUUAGAACCACCAAAAAAUUCUCAGUGUCAAUUACUGCCAAGAGGUCAUGUUUAUGCGACAACUAUUUUGGUGACAGCCUAUCUGGUUAUCUUACGCUUUUGAGAUGAGCUAAUUAAAGUUUAUAGAACAAAAGCUUACAGUUUAUAAGUAAAACUUAAUUACUUGUCCAGUCUGACUUUUCUCAAUUUCACAGUUUACUGUUCAACUAAAUAAGAACAUAGUUUAUACUAACAGGUAACUUUUAUUACAUUCUUUCUCUCCAUUAACACUUGAAUAAUUAAAUACCUUCACUUAUUUACUAUUACUCAAUAACAUGCUUGUACAUUAGGCUUUUGAGGCAUACUAUGUCUAUUGUUAUACUUUUCAAUAUUGUUUUUAAGUAUGGAUA